Messenger RNA from Bombus pyrosoma, 1966 nucleotides. Its product is annotated as ribonuclease Oy. Gene Ontology annotation, molecular function: ribonuclease T2 activity; RNA binding. Gene Ontology annotation, cellular component: extracellular region. The transcript is spliced from 5 exons. Bases 854 to 1672 code for a protein of 272 amino acids. Gene Ontology annotation, biological process: RNA catabolic process. NCBI's taxonomy places the organism in Eukaryota, Metazoa, Arthropoda, Insecta, Hymenoptera, Apidae. The record is from RefSeq and is a predicted model, not a curated record.
CGAAGAAAGUAAAAGAAGAAAAUAAGAGUAGAAAAUAGAAUAAAGAGCUCGAGAAAGACCAGAUAGGAGACAUUUCCAGUUAUAUUAUAUAUGAAAAAUAGAGUCCCGAGGAUCUGAGCAGAUUCAGUGGUGAUGGAAAUAAGUUAUAAUAUAACAAUGCAAUACAUUUAUGGAUGUAAUGUUGGAACUAUAUAUUAAUAAAAUAAAGAAAAGGAAGUGAACAAAGCUAGAGACAGUUGUAAGCCAAAAAAGAGCAUAAUUUUGCCUGUAAAUUGGAACUGAAGAGAGGAAAAAGGAAUGAGAAAAAAAAAAGAAUGAAAAUGAAAAUGAAAUAUAACUGAGAAAUGACGUGAGCGAGAAAUGUUUUUUGUUGGGCAAAAUAAAGGUAGAUAACCUUUGAUAAAUCUCUUGCAAAUAUCUUUGUAAAACCAAGGAAAAAAAUAAAUUCAAAUUUCACGAAAAAUGACCCUCAUUUUUGGCUUCAGAGACCUAAAAUUUAGUAACCGAAAAGACAUGUAUAAAUAAAAAAUUUUGCAGUCCGGAUACUCUACCUUAUCAGAAGAUCAAAAGAUAAAAAAUAAUCGCAAGUAAUGUUUUUAUCUUAGUAAGAUAAUCUCAGUCACCUUGUCGUAAAAAAUAUAGUGCAAUAUAGUGCAAGUGGUUUCAUAUCUUUAUAUGUUAACAUAAAUAUGUUGUAUUGUACCAUCUGCUACCUGAGUAGAAGUUAUAAGAUAAAGUUUACCUUAAAGGCAUUUAUCAGCAGAGAUAUCUGUGUCAUAUGCCAACUGUGUAGUCAACGAAUAUAUAUUAAUUUAGAUUUUCUCUGUACACUAAGAACUUUAGCAUUUUAAAUAUGUUUAGUUGCAAGAUAAUUGUUAAUGUUUUAUUUUUGUCUUUUAUCGCUAAAACAAAUAGUGAUGAGAACUAUUUGAAGGCCACAACAGUAUCAAGUGACUUCGAUGUUUUAAUUUUUACACAACAUUGGCCUCAAACUGUUUGUUAUACGUGGAAGGAAAACGCAGCAUCGCACACGUGUUCAUUACCGACAAAACAUGAUGGGUGGACAAUUCAUGGCAUUUGGCCUUCUCAAUACAAUAAAGUUGGUCCACUGUUUUGUAAUAGAUCAAUGCCUUUUAAUCCUUUAGCUUUAAAACCAAUAGAAAGCGAAUUACAAGAAAAAUGGAUAGAUAUAGAAAAUGGAAGAACAUCUUACUCCCUUUGGAAACAUGAAUGGGACAAACACGGUACUUGCGCGGCGAUCGUGGAACCUCUGAAUAGUGAGAUCAAGUAUUUCAAGGAAGGUCUAAGUUUAUUAACAAAGUAUGAUAUGAAAAAAGUAUUAGUAAAAGACAAUAUCGUACCUGGACAAACAUAUAACACGAUCGAUAUUUUGAAUGCUAUUGAACGAAUAUUAGGUAAACGAGGCUCAUUAAUCUGCAUAAAAAACAAGGACACUGGAGAAUCAUACAUAUUUGAAAUACGAAUAUGUUUUGACAAGACGUUACAAUUAAUCGACUGUAGUGGAAUUUAUGAAUAUCCUACGAACUGUGAUAUUCAUGGAAAUGUAACAUAUCCUGAUGAAGUGCCACAAGGACACAACGUAGCACAAAAAUUACAAAUUUGGAACAUGAUUAUAUUUUUAAAUGUAUAUAUUUUCUUUUACCACUAUUAAUUACAAAUACAGAAUGUUUUGAAAUGCUGCCUUCUUAUAAACAAUUUGUAGAAUAUUUUACAAUGGUAUAGUAUCUUAAAAGUUAUAUGGUUGACUGCAUGGAAAGUAAUAGCUGAUAUUUAUUAUGAUCAUUCUACUUUUUUCUGAACAAUUAAAACUGCAGAUGGUGUCAGGCCUGGAAGUACAAUAAUAAUAAUUAAAUAAUUGAGCCCUGUAUCGUUUUAUCUUUGUGUUAUUAUAAGAAAAUCAUAGCUAAUUCAGAAUAUUUUAAUAAAUACUAUACUACUAUAGUAA